Xyrauchen texanus (razorback sucker) is the source of this 4687-nucleotide messenger RNA. RefSeq names its product ribosome biogenesis protein bop1-like. Gene Ontology annotation, biological process: maturation of LSU-rRNA from tricistronic rRNA transcript (SSU-rRNA, 5.8S rRNA, LSU-rRNA); ribosome biogenesis. The transcript is spliced from 16 exons. The record is from RefSeq and is a predicted model, not a curated record. Gene Ontology annotation, molecular function: ribonucleoprotein complex binding; protein binding. Lineage: Eukaryota; Metazoa; Chordata; Actinopteri; Cypriniformes; Catostomidae. The coding region runs from base 55 to 2367 and encodes 770 amino acids. Gene Ontology annotation, cellular component: preribosome, large subunit precursor; PeBoW complex.
GAUUCAAAUGCACAUGGUCGCAGUUUCAGCACGCGUACGGCUCAGAACGGCACGAUGAGUAAAUUAAAGAGCAAAAAGAGAAAUAUAGAGGAGAACGAAGACGAAAAGCUGCCCAUCUUUGACAAGGACAGCAGUAAAGAUGCUCAUCUAGAUGACAAUGAUGAAGAUGAGGCUGAUCUGUCGGAUAGUGAGGAGAGCGUCUUCUCUGGACUUGAAGAAUCGGGUAGUGACAGUGACGAAGAUGAUGAGGAGGAUGAAGAAGAGGAGGAUGGAUCUGAAGAAGAGAACUCUGAUGUAGAAAACAAGAAGAAAUUUAGUGGAGACGUUCAGCUGUCUGACAAGGAUGUCAGUAAACCUAAGGCCGAUGGCCAAAAUUCAAAGGGAAUGAAGAAGAAAAAUACCAAAUCUGCUUUACAGGGCGGAGGUAAAGAGAGCGUGGUGUCGGACAGAGACAGCGGCCUCAAGAUUCCCUUACAGGUGGACGAGUAUGAGCACGACACGUCAGAUGAGGAGGACAUCCGUAACACAGUGGGCAACAUUCCCAUGGAGUGGUACAAAGAUUAUCCCCACAUCGGAUACGACCUGGAUGGAAAGAAGAUCUUUAAGCCAAUCAGGAACAAAGAUGAGCUGGAUGAGUUUCUGGACAAGAUGGAGAAUCCUGAUUACUGGCGUACUGUCCAAGACAAGACAACUGGCACCGAUAUCCGCUUGUCCGACGAGCAGGUCGACCUUGUGCACCGCCUGCAGGAGGGCAAGUUCGGUGACGUCAACUUCAACGAAUACGAGCCUGCGUAUGACUUUUUCUCCAAUGAAGUGAUGAUUCACCCGGUCACUAACAGGCCUCAGGACAAACGAAGCUUUAUUCCGUCACUCAUCGAGAAAGAAAAGGUCGGGAAGUUAGUCCAUGCUAUUAAAAUGGGUUGGAUCAAACCACGCAGGCCCAAGGAGACCACCCCGAUAUAUUACGAUCUCUGGGCCAAGGAGGAUCCAAACAGCAUCCUGGGACGCCACAAAAUGCACGUCCCCGCACCUAAAAUGAGACUUCCUGGACACGAAGAGUCAUACAACCCCCCUCCAGAGUACCUGCUGUCAGAGGAAGAGAGGCUGGCAUGGGAGCAACAGGAUCCAGAGGACAGGAAGUUGAGUUUCCUGCCGCAGAAGUUCGCCUGCCUGAGAGCCGUUCCCGCGUACUCGCGCUUCAUUCACGAACGGUUCGAGCGCUGUCUUGACCUGUACCUGUGCCCUCGCCAGCGGAAGAUGAGGGUGAAUGUCAGUCCCGAAGACCUGAUUCCCAAACUGCCCAAACCAAAAGACCUGCAGCCAUUCCCAACCACACAGUCUCUGGUUUAUCGUGGACACACCAGUUUGGUUCGAAGCAUCAGUGUUUCUCCGAGUGGACAGUGGCUCGUAUCCGGCUCUGAUGACUGCAUGGUGCGUUUCUGGGAGGUCAACACAGCGCGCUGUCUGAAGACUGUGGAGGUGGGCGGAGCCGUAAAGGCCGUGGCCUGGAAUCCCAAUCCUUCCGUCUGUCUGGUUGCAGUCAGCUAUGAUGACACUGUACUCCUCAUGAACCCUGGUUUGGGUGACCGGCUGGUGUUUAAUGCUACGGAUCAGCUGAUCUCAUCCUUUGAGGAUCCAGAGGAAGUGAAAGACCAGCAUGUGCAGUGGACCGUCUCAGAGGGCGAAGGUCACGAGCAGGGUCACCGCCUCACCCUCAAACACCCUAAGACUGUAAGACAGGUAACGUGGCACGUGAAGGGAGAUUACCUGGCGUGCGUGAUGCCCGACAACAGCAGCAAUCUACAGGUUGUGAUUCAUCAGGUGAGCAAACGGCGGACGCAGAACCCCUUCCGCAAGAGCAAAGGCCUGGUGCAGUGCGUAUCCUUCCACCCGGUCAGGCCCUAUUUCUUUGUGGCGACGCAACGCUACGUACGCGUGUACAACCUCAUCAAACAGGAGCUCACCAAGAAACUGCUGGCCAACUGCAAGUGGAUCUCCAGCAUGGCCAUUCACCCGGGAGGUGAUAAUGUGAUCUGCGGCAGCUACGACUGUCGUCUGGCCUGGUUCGAUCUGGACCUGUCUACAAAGCCUUACAAAGUUCUCCGACACCACAAGAAGGCUUUGAGAGGCGUGGCUUACCACAGACACUACCCGCUGUUUGCGUCCGGUUCUGAUGAUGGCAGUGUUAUCGUCUGUCACGGGAUGGUCUACAAUGAUCUGCUUCAGAAUCCUCUGAUUGUUCCUGUGAAAGUUCUGAAGGGUCACACCAUCACUCAUGACCUGGGCGUCCUCGACGUGACCUUUCACCCCACUCAACCCUGGGUGUUCUCUUCCGGGGCAGACGGAACUGUCCGUCUCUUUACCUAGAAACGGCGUCCGUGGCUCGCAAAAACCUCUCUCCGCCAGGAGCCUCAACCUUGACUUUCUAAACCAGAAAUCACACACCAGUUAAAACUGAAUGAGCUUUUAGACUCCAGAACGUUUCAAGAUGAAUCCAUCACUCUGCUCCCUGAAGACAUCAAGAUGUUGCUGGCAGAAAUCAAGUGCCUGAUCUGAUAUUGAACAUGUCAUUAUAAUAUGUGUUAGUGCUAUGUUUUGCUUUUUUAUGUUUCGAGAAAAUAUAUCCAGCCGUGUCUAGAUUCCCACAGGACUGUUGUCCGGUGUAACUGACACUGUAAAAAGAGACAGGUUUGGUUUCAAAACCCAAAACUGUGAGCGCUCAGGAAGGCCCGUUUCCGUAUAUCGGGCUGUUGGUGCCCCACAGCAAAUCAAAUCCAACCGCUAAUCCUUGGAAACAGAAUUUGAAAUAAAACAAAAAUGUCAGACGAUGUGGGCCAUGCCAAAGCAAAUAACGCAUGAAACAAUCUGUUCUUGCAGACGUUUGGCCGACAAUCACAUCUCCAGGAGUUUAUUAAAGCGAUAGUUCACCCAAACAUAAAACCGAUGUCAUUAUUUACCCACCCUCAUGAUGUUCCAAACCAGUAUGCUUUGAUUUUUUUUUUCUGUGGAACUCAAAAGGAGAAUCUUCUUGCAUUAUCCCAAUAUAAAGUCACAUCUUUCAAGACCAAAAAUGACGUUCAAACGCCAACACGAAAAGUAGUAGUCCAUACGACUGGUGCGCUAUAUUCCAAAGCUUCAGAAGCCAUACUAUAGCUAUGUGUGAGUCGUUAUUUACUAAUCCACAUUCCCCAAAACUCUCAUUUAGUCUGCAGUUCAUGACCACAAUUUGAAUUACGUCUUACAUUUGGGAUCUUGACAGACGUGGUCACUGUGACCAUGCAAAGAAAAGCUGAACUAUCCCACUAAGUUUUUAAUCCUAAAACAGAACGUCCGCCACCCACCAGUGCUAACGACGCACCAGUUUGCGCUCGCUUUCUUUUCUUUUCUACUUGUUGACUUGUGAAACCUUUACACUUGUAUUUCAGAGAGCAGUUCCUUUCUAAUUAAACACGGUGUUCCUUGAAGAGCGUUUGGAGUUUGUUUUUUCCUUCACUUCUGGUUUUUCGCCAGCGAGGGUCAGAACGGGUGAAUUAUAUGCAGCAAGGGGUUGGGGAAUAGGUUUCGUUUCCUCCGCCGGGAGGCCCAGACGUGUCUGAUCGGACAGCUAUGUGUGUUAUAGAUCAUAUUUCGCAAAGGCCGUCCACCUGCGGGUCCCUCUCUCGGCUCGAGGCGCCGGGCUCAAGGCUGUGGGCCUUGUAGGCCAUUGUUAAAUAAUGGCUACUUGCUAAAUAUAUAACUUAAUGGAUAUUAAAUUUAAAUUAGUUUAAAUUUAAAUUAUGUGCGAAGCGCAAAGUGAUACAAGAGAAUUCUGAUUGAAUGAGCCGUAUUUUAACGUGUCGUAAAAUAGUCGUUAUGACCGCGCAUCAGUUUAAUUCAAUAACAUGACGAGUUGUGACGUCAUGUAUUAUUCUGUGGUUAUGGUUUAGUAUACAAAUGCCGUAGUUGAACUAGUGUUUUACUUUAGUAAUAUUGUUGACUUCAGUAACCAGUUUGUGGUGGAUAUCAUCUGUCUAUAGUAAUAUUGUAGUAUAGUUUGAAAUCAGUCAUUCAAUCCAUUUCAUUGGUAAAUAUCUUUGUCAUUUACAUUUACAUGUAUGCAUUUGGCAGACGCUUUUAUCCAAAGUGACUUACAGUGCACUUAUUACAGGGACAAUCCCCCCGGAGCAACCUGGAGUUAAGUGCCUUGCUCAAGGACACAAUGAUGGUGGCUGUGGGGUUUGAACCAGCAACCUUCUGAUUAACAGUUAUGUGCUUUAGCCCACUACGCCACCACCACUCACUGUAAUGUGUAGAGUGACAUUAUGUACAGUCUCAAACCCUGCCAGGGAUUUAUUUUGCAAUAAUGACGAGCCGACUGUACGUUACACAGAUUUUGCAGCCCAAACAAUUAUAAACCAAACCAACAAAAUAGAAUAAUUAACCUGAAAUUAACUCAUUUAAAGGAAUAAUCCUGGUGUAAUACAAGUUAACCGUCCUAUUCUGAUCAAUGGUCUUAAUGUUGUAAAGUCUCACCCCUUCAUUUUUUAAUGCUGAUUUAUAUAUUGUAUUUGACAAUUAAAAAGAAUUGCUGUUUUUUUAGUCUUUCCCUUUCAUUUACUAUAGUCAGUCAAUUUUGACCUCGAACAGCAACGUUGUCUUAUUUGUAUUUUAUUUAAUGACCACUUAAACUUAUUGAAUCCUGUGUCUG